Priapulus caudatus is the source of this 1462-nucleotide messenger RNA. RefSeq names its product CD81 antigen-like. Gene Ontology annotation, cellular component: membrane. The transcript has 8 exons. The record is from RefSeq and is a predicted model, not a curated record. Lineage: Eukaryota; Metazoa; Priapulida; Priapulimorpha; Priapulimorphida; Priapulidae. Bases 641 to 1462 code for a protein of 273 amino acids.
UGUGUGCUCGGACGUGCAUCUUCGGCUGCUGCCUCCCCCCCACACACAGUCGUGCAAGCAGACGCUCGCGCAGCACAGCAGACGUGCGCCGCGCCGCUGCAUUCACGGCAGAGAUUCGGCGCGUUCUGCUCAUCUCGACCGACCGAUAGCGUACAGCUGAACGCUCGUACACGCGCAGCGGAAGCCAGCACUGUGCUCUGCUACAUCUACUAACACUAUUACUACGUCUAGCUGCUGCUGCUGCUGCUGCUACUACAACAACAACAACAACUACUACUACUACUACUACUACUACUACUACUACUACUACUACUACUGCUGCUGCUGCUGCUGCAUGGUGCUGCUGCUGCUGCUAUAAUACUGCUCAACACGUGACGUGUUACAAGGCCGUGAAGUCGACACGGGAGGUGCCGCUGAUUUCGAAUGCCUUCUAUCGCACGGAUUGCGACGAGCAAUGUUGUCGCCGAUAUACGUCAGAAGGAAAUUACGCGCGCACUAGCCGCAUAGCAUCGUUACACCUAACCGAGUACGACCGAACAGUGAGCUAGCAUCACGCUGUCUCCACGCGCGACAGGAGCAUUUACUCGAGGGCGACAGAAAGAGAGAUAUACAACGAGUCAACGCAAAACAGCUGUUCAAGAUGGGAUUGACCGGAUGCAUGCGGUGUCUAAAGUACACAGUGUUCGUCAUUAACUUGCUGUUCUGGCUGGCGGGAAUGGCUCUGCUAGGGCUAGCUCUCUGGUUGAGAUUCAAUCCACAGACGGACCAGUACACGGCGAUAGACGAGCAGCUAUCGGCGAGAUACUACACCGCCAGCUACAUACUGAUGGCAGCAGGCGGCGUGAUGACAAUGUUUGGUUUCCUUGGAUGUUACGGAGCACUACGAGAGAGCCAAUGCAUACUAAUCAUGUUCUUCACUCUUCUGGUACUUCUGUUUGCUGCUGAAAUCGGAGGAGGAAUUUACGCCUAUAUGAACAAGGAAAAGCUAUCGGCGUUUGCGAAAGAGGCGAUGAAGAAGACGAUCAAGUACGAGUAUGGUCGCGACCCGAUACAGACGUCGGCUGUUGACUACAUACAGGACACGUUGUCCUGCUGCGGGGGAGAAAAUGCCGACGAUUGGAUCUCCAGCCACUGGUCAACGAAAGAUGUUGAGCAGGACAUCGGUGUCGGAGAGAAGCAGUUGGUGAAGGUUCCUUCGUCAUGCUGUACGGUAGAGGGCAAGAACAGCCACGGCGUCGACUGCGGCAACUUCCAGAAGAACGAAGACCCGUUACUGCACGGAGCCGGCUGCAGUCCGAGUCUUGGCACGUACUUUAGGGAGAACCUCGAUGUUGUCGUUGGCGCUGGAGUCAGCAUCGCGAUAUUUCAGUUUCUAGGCAUGGUGUUGGCGAUUAUGCUCUGCUGCAGCAUACGGCGGGACGGCUACGAACCAGCUAACGACGACGCCGUCUACAAAUACUAG